ACCCCUGACCUUUGAACUGAGAACACCCUUCCAAAACAUUUACUUUCACACCCUCAGCAACAAAUUUUGGCAACUAUAAUUGUCCCAGUGGGACAGAGGCUUGCCAGGCAAAGAUCUGCCCAGGGCGCUCAGUGCCCACAUGGGAGCCCACACCUCCUGUUUGCAAAGCUUCACCCUCCCUCUGACUAGCAAAUUCAAGAAGGGGUGUUCUAAGUAGUGGCCUCGUCUCUGCCUUGACCUAGAGUAGAUUGGGGAGAGAAGGCCAGGGACCCAUAGGAGGUCUCAGCCUUGAGAUUGUGCUGCAGACAUAACAAGGGGUGGGGACCCCGGCGGGCAGGGGCGGGGCAAAGCAGGUGAUAUCCAUCCCAGAGACCAGCGCCCAGCAUUCCCGGGGCCUCUCCCUACGCACAGCUCCAUGGACCGCACCGUGGUGCUCAUCACUGGCUGUUCCUCCGGCAUUGGCCUACACCUGGCCCUGCGCCUGGCGUCCGACCCAUCCCAGGGCUUCAAAGUGUACGCCACGCUGAGGGACCUGACGGCACAGGGCCCACUUUGGGAGGCUGCCCGGUCCCGAGGGUGCCCUCCUGGCUCCCUGGAGAUGUUGCAGCUGGACGUGAGGGACGCAGAUUCCAUAGCCGCCGCCCGGGCACGCGUGACCGAGGGCCGCGUGGACGUGCUGGUAUGUAACGCAGGCCGGGGCCUGGUGGGGCCGCUGGAGGCACACGAGGAGGACACCGUGGGCUCCGUGCUGGACGUGAACCUGACCGGGACCGUGCGGAUGCUGCAGGCCUUCCUGCCGGACAUGAAGCGGCGACGCUCGGGACGCAUAUUGGUGACCGGGAGCAUGGGAGGCUUGAUGGCUCUUCCCUUCAACGCCGUUUACUGCGCCAGCAAGUUUGCAAUCGAGGGUUUGUGCGAGAGUCUGGCGAUUCUGCUGCAGCCCUUCGGGGUCCACUUGAGCCUCAUCGAGUGCGGCCCGGUGCACACCGCCUUCCCCGAGAAGCUGGAGGGCGGCCUGGGCGGGGCGCUGGACCGCGCGGACGCCGAGACCCGCGACCUCUUCUCCCGCUACCUGAGCCACUCCCAGCAGAUCUUUCUUGAGGCGGGGCAGGACCCGGAGGACGUGACCGAGGUCUUCCUCCAGGCGCUGCGCGCCCCGCGCCCGGCCCUGCGCUACUUCACCACCGAGCGCUUCCUGCCCCUGAUACAGCUGCGCUUCUCCGACCCCAGCGGCUGCAGUUACGUCGCUGCUGCGCACCAAGCCGUGUUCGGCGACCAGGCCGCCGAGGGCUCAGACGGCGCCGGGGCGGAGGCCGGAGCCGGAGAACUGGGGGCACCUGAGCUCGGAGCUCCUCUUGCCGCCCCGAAAUAAAGGCCUGGUUCGC
Physeter macrocephalus (sperm whale) is the source of this 1385-nucleotide messenger RNA. It is a transcript of the gene HSD17B1, whose product is annotated as hydroxysteroid 17-beta dehydrogenase 1. The record is from RefSeq and is a predicted model, not a curated record. The coding region runs from base 416 to 1372 and encodes 318 amino acids. The transcript has 6 exons. Gene Ontology annotation, cellular component: cytoplasm; cytosol. Gene Ontology annotation, biological process: estrogen biosynthetic process. Gene Ontology annotation, molecular function: estradiol 17-beta-dehydrogenase [NAD(P)+] activity. NCBI's taxonomy places the organism in Eukaryota, Metazoa, Chordata, Mammalia, Artiodactyla, Physeteridae.